UUAUUCUUAAUACAGUUUGUAGUAAGUAUUAAAAUCUCUACUACUAUGAAUAUGUGUGUAUUUGGAAUACAUUUUACCAUCCUAUUAUACUUGCAGUGAAUACUAUUAGUAAUAUUAUUGAUGUUUUAUUGUCUUUUUAGAAACAACAAUGGAUUACAAUCUCGACUCUCAGGCAGAUAUGGGUUUCAAAACGAGUGUCGCAAAGUAAAACAUUUACAUAUUAACGAACUAAAUUACAAUUAAUAUGUUAGGUCAUCUAGUUAUGGACUAAAAUAUUAUUUAUUUGCAGAGGCUUUGAAUUGAUAGUGCAUAGAGCAACUAAAAUUUGUUUGUAUCCUGAAAUUAUAUAUAAUCUUUAUAUCAAAUUGUUUGACUAUGAAAAAUAUUAUACAAAUGUACAAAACUUACCAAAGCAUGUAUGUGUAUGUGAGAUAUAAAAAUAGAUAAAAUGCUUUUUAAUUUUAAUUUUAAAUUUUCAGAUAAUCGAGAAAAAGAAAAACGAAUUAAUACAAAAAUUUAAAAAUAAAAUCAAGACGGACACAGAUGUAUACGAUGGCGAAAGUAUGUUUUUGUUUUAAUAAAAUACUACGGGUUAGUUAUUUAUUAACCAAACUGUAGGUGGUUAUCGUGUUAAUUGUGUUAAGUCAAAAACAUUGAUAAAUUUAAAUUCUGUAAUUGUACAAGUUAUUAUAACUAAAAGUGGUUUUUUUUUUUUAAUUAUUUAGAGAAAUGUUUUCAAGGAUUAGUAGAAACUUUAAUGGACUCAAACGAAGCCGGAUUGGGCUUGAGCGAUGAGGAUAUUAAGAGUCAUGUGAUAACUAUAGUAGCGGGUGUAAGAUCAAAAUACUCCAAAUACUUUGAUACCACAAGCAAUGAAUAAUUAUUAUAUUUAUAGGGUUUCGAAACUACUUCAUUGACUGUUAGUUAUUGUCUUUUGUUAUUAGCUAUCUAUCCGGAUAUUCAAGUAAGUCAUUACGUAGUGUUUGUUUUUUAAAAGUUUGAUAUAAAAAUACGUUUCAAAAAUAUUAUUUAAGGACAGAGUUUACGACGAAAUUUAUACCAUAUUAGGUGACAGUGAUGAACCAAUUACUAUCGAACAAACGACUAGUCUAGUUUAUUUGAAACAAGUAAUACACGAAACUCUCCGUUUAUUUCCGAUUGCACCAGUUAUGUUGAGGCAACUGCAAGAUGAUGUCACAAUUAGUAAGAAUAAAAUGUAUAUUAAAAAGUAUAAAACAAAAUAAAAUAACAAUUGCUUUUAGUUACAGGUAAUCACACGUUGCCAAAAGGAACAAUAUGCUGUAUAACUCCUUUGAUUACACAUCGGAAUCCUGAGCUGUAUCCGAAUCCUAAAUCAUUUAAUCCGGAUAACUUCAAUGCCGACAAUGUCGCUAGUCGUCAUAAAUAUAGUUUCAUUGCUUUUAGUGGUGGUCCAAGAAGCUGUAUAGGUAUGACAAAAUAUUGGACUUAUAAUUUUUAAAUUUAUUAAACGUUUGUUUUCAAUUUCAGGAAUGAAAUACAGUUUGGUUUUAAUGACACUUUUAAUUAGUUACGUUUUACGGAACUUCAGUGUGCACACGGAUAUGAAACUCAGUGACAUUAAGUUAAAAUUAGGUAUGUCAUUACACAAUACCGUGGGUUUUCCAAUAACCAUUCAAUCAAGAAAACAAUAGUAAUUUUGUACUUUAAUGAUGCCGAAAUGCUUUCCCGUUAAAUCAAUUUAAUAUUUA
This is a messenger RNA of Cinara cedri, 1730 nucleotides long. NCBI's taxonomy places the organism in Eukaryota, Metazoa, Arthropoda, Insecta, Hemiptera, Aphididae. The record is from the annotation of a GenBank genome assembly.